AGUCCCCACGCUUCCUCCCUGCCACAGCAUCCUUCCGGUUAUCUGCAUCAGUGGAGAGAUGCUGAUGCUGACAGCACCUCAGCCUCAGCGGCUGCACCGUGUACACCGAGUCUGAGUCCACAUCUCGCGAAGCCACAGCAAUGAGCCCACACCAUAGUUUGUUAAAUAUUAUCUCAGUAUCUCAUGAUUAAGUAGGCUCAUUCAUUAUGUGAGUUGGUAAGGCAAAAUUUUGAUUUAGGGACUGUUCCUUAUUUAUACAGGGGGGUGGUGAGGCAUGUCAAAUACUUUUUAAGCACUGGGGAGGGACAUUGAACUUUAAAUGGUUGUAUUUUGUAUUUAUUUUGAUUUUUUUGUAUUAAAAGGCAUGAUUAAUUUAAGAAUCGCCAAAAUUACGCCAUUAACAUUAUAGCCAGAAACUGUAAAAACAGAAAUUAUUGUCAAAUUUUCAAAUUGUGAUGGUCUUUGAACACAUCAUGCUCAAUGCAGGCUUCCCUCUUAAAAAUCACUUAAAUCUACGUCUCACAUUUAAAAUUUUGCCAAAAAAUAAACCUUUACACCAACUAGACACUGUAAAGAAAAAGAAGAAGAAGAAGAAGAAGAAGAAGAAGAAGAAGAAGACAUGCAUGACAGUACUUAAAAACCAAGGCCGUUUCAACACCAGGAUUUUGUUAUAAACUUUUGACUUUUAAACAUCAAAGGGCAAGUUUUUUAAAAUCCAGUAAUGUCCACCUAUUACACUGUUGUGUACAGAUUUUUACUCUUUGCUUGUUGCAUUUCUCUAAUACCUACAUUUAAUGUGAAUAUUUUAUAUUUAUGGUGGAGGGAAGGUCAUGCAUUUUUGCCCAGUUAGUCAGGGAGGCUCAACUUAGGAAAAAUAUUUGUAUCUUUGGGGAGGGUCAAGAUACUGAGAAAAAAAAAAGGAUUCCCACACAUUUUAAUGGACAAAAUUUCCCAACUUUUCUGUGACUUUUCAAGGACCCAUCGGAAAAUUUCUAUUUCUAAAAUGCAUGCCCUGCCAGCCCAGUUAUGGUACUUUCCUACACACUACAUCACAUAUACCUGUAACCUUUCUUAGUGGGGAAGACUUGCUUGGUAUAAGUCAUGGAAAAUGAGCACAAAGCAAAUUUUCCUUCAACAAGGCAACAAAUAAGUUUGCACAUCCUGGGAUGCAACUAUUACGUAUCACAAUGUCAAUGCUGAAAUAAUAUAUCAUGUAGUUGAUGCAUGUUAGAGCUACCUUAUGUCAACAGAUAACUUAUAGAAAAUAAAAUUGCUGUUAUGUUACAUUAUAUUGGAUAUUAUCCCUGGAAGAAGAAGAAAAUAGACUUUAUUAAUCCCUGAGGGGAAAUUCAAUUUUUCCAUUUUUUCACUGUGUUGUCAUAUACACAGAGACCCGAAAUACACACACAUGAACAAACAGGACCUAUAUAUGCAUUAAAUAGAGACAUGUCAGGUGAGGGGGCUGCCUAUGAACAGGCGCCCCAAGCAGUUGGGGGUUUGGUGCUUUGCUCAAGGGCACCUCAGCAGUGCCCAGGCGGCGGACUGGCACCUCUCCAGCUGCCAGUCCAUGCGCCAUAUGUGGUCCGGACCGGGACUUGAAUCGACGACCCUCCGGUUCCCAACCUGGGUCCCUAUGGGGUAAGCUACUACCAAAGAAUACUGUAAUUAUUUUCCAAAACUAUCUGUGAUUUUUAGUAAUUCCAUGACUUUUCCAGGCCUGGAAAACGAGAUUGUGAAAUGCCACGCCUUUUACAGGUUUUCCAAGACUGACAAAAAUGGAGUCACACCAGAGCUACCCCCUCCUAUGAUAAAUAAAGUACAGUCCCUUAAUUUGUUUGACGUAAUGAAAAUAAUUUCAACACCUACGUUCAUAAUUUGAAGAUCCAUCUAAUAAUUUUUAAAGACCAUGAGUACCUUUUUAUCUCUAUCAAGCAUAUCUUUUAACUUUUCCCAGUCAGAGUGAUUCACUUGUUCAGAGACGAUCUUCGGCAGCCGGUCCAUGUCGCCGCGGUGCAUUAUGGUCACUCACAGUGCUCUUGCCUCUGUCCUCUUGUUGGCUAGUUUCCUCCAUGAUGCUAACUUGAACAAGUUGUCGGACCAAAGCACAGCCUAAUGUGUUGGUUCAGGAGAGUGUGUAGUUAGCGGCAGGUAACGGACUCGUGUUACUUGUGUCUUCUUUUACUGUCACGAAUUUUUAAAAUUGAUAAUUAACGAAGAGCAAAAGCUGUUGCUGAUAUUAGCAGGUGACAUAACUAGCAUAACUAACAUGGAGAGCUGCACAGCACUGUUGAAAACACUGUGAGGAAAGUUAACGAGGACAACAAACAGCAUGACUGGCGCUACGGGAGGCUACGUUGCCUAAUAUUUGCUCAUACUGUAAAUAAUAUGGACGAACUGCCAUUCCUCUACCUGCGGAUAUGGACUGUCUAGCUUAAAGAGCAAACGGGCAAACAGCUCGAGGCCACCGGGGAGCCACUAAGCAGAGAACCCAGGGAUUAUACACACUGUCAUCUUUUUACGACACACCUGUAUUCGCUCUUUCUGAAGGCUGAAGCUUCCUUUUCUUUCUGCUGGUGGAUGUGUCUGCAGUAGUGGCUGUAUGAGGAGAUGAGACUACACAGGGUGCUGCUGGCUGGCUGUAUAAACUGCAGCAGGAUGUAUCUGCCAUUUGGUGGCAACUUUUAUCCAAAGCUCCUUUCUAGCUCUGUGUGUUAUUUUUCCUCAAGAAUGAGUGGAACUCGAAACCGUAUGCUUUGUAGUGCUCGCACAGUAGUCUACCCACUGAAGUACACUGUGCCAUGUGGAAAUAGGAAACUGGGACUGUACUGCAGGAGUUACAGUGGUGCUGGUUCAAAUACACUCUGCGGUCAAUCACUGGCAAAAUGUCAGCCCACAAGAUUUCAGUCUGAUGUGGUGAAGAAGGAGAACCUGUUGCAAGAAGGUGCAACACAGCCUGUGUCCUUUAUCCGCCACAGAGUGACAGACAUUUCCAGUGUGUCUCCUGCUUUUAUAGUGAUGAAUUUCGACCAAGAGGGAAAUGUGACAACAUUUGAGAAAAAGAAAACUGAGCUUUGCCAGGAGCUAAGUCUUCAGGCCAGAGACCUUCGUUUUCAGCACAGCACUUGCCUCAUACCUAGAAACAACUGCAUUAUCAUACGAAUGGAGUAUUUGAAAGCCAUCGUGACCCCGCAGUCGCUGUUGGUGUUGGAUUUCCGAGGUUUCGGGCUGGAGCGAUGGCUGGUGCUGGAACUGGCCCCUCAGCUGGCAUCACAAUCACACUCACUGCCCUUCGAGUUCAGAGCACUGGAGGCCAUCCUGCAGCACAAGGUAAACACUUUACAAGCUCGGCUGAAUGAGGUCGAACCAGUAAUGUUGGACACAUUGGAAUCCCUGGUGGAUCCUAAAAUCCUUUCCGUUGAUAGAAGUAAACUACAUAUACUGCUGCAGAACAGCAAGAGCUUAUCAGAGUUGGAGACGGACAUAAAAGUCUUUAAGGACACCUUGCUGAAGAUUUUGGAUGAGGACGAGAUCAUUGAAGAACUUUGUCUGACCAAGUGGACAGACCCGAGAGUUUUUGAGGAGAGCAGUUUGGGUAUUGACCACUCUGAGGAGAUGGAACUGCUAUUGGAGAAUUACUUUAUGCAGGCUGAGGAGAUGGGGAAUAAAACCAGAGAGCUGAAAGGGCUGAUAGACGACUCUGAAAGUGUUGUCUUUAUCAAUCUGGACAGCCAUCGUAACGUGAUGAUGCGCCUGAAUCUGCAGCUGGCGAUGGGUUCCUUCUCCCUCUCCUUAUUCGGUCUGAUAGGGGUGGCCUUUGGAAUGAAUUUGGAGUCGUCCUUCGAAGAGGACCCUUGUGUUUUCUGGAUGGUAACUGGCUUCAUGUUCCUGGGCAGUGGGCUCAUAUGGAGACGACUGCUGUCAUUUUUGGGACGGCAUCUGGAGCCUUCAGUUCCCCCAAUAAUCCCUCAAGUUUGGAAGAGAAACAUGAAAGCGUCGGACAUCAAGGCGGGAAUCAGAUGAUGUUCUACCUCCGCUCUGUGAAAUGCCACAAACCUCCUACAGACUCUGCGGCUUUAGAGACGAUUGUUUUGCCACCCUGGAUCUCCUGAGCUCUCUACAAAGGCUGGACAUUUUCAUUUAGUAGCACACUUCAUUGUUUUGCUCUGCCAUGCCUACAGCAGAGGUUGAGACUGAAUCCAAAUGUCUGGAGACUCUGUGUUGUGUGUGCUGUGGUGUCCCCAUCGUUAUAAUUCUCAUAGUAUGUUGGGGUGAUUUCAGAUACUUGAGCAGAUGUCUUCAUGUCGGAUCACAUCAUAUCUUCAUAUGUGUCGAUUAAACAUGUAGGCAUAGAGUACUGCUCUGUCAUCAGUGGUUUUAGAGCAGUGCGUGGAUGUGUGGGCGAGUGGCAGCAGUUGGUACUGAAACGGAAAAUAACCCAACUAAUAUGAUACAUGCUACAUGCUAACCUAAUUACAUACUGUAGGUGAAAAACUUCUGUUAAAAUAUUUAAAUCAUAUUAUUUAAAUUAAUGUAAACCAAAUGAUUGUGUAAAGUCUAUUGUGAAGCUGUAUAGAGUGUUAUUUUCUCCAUGCUCUGUAGGUAAGUAAGAAUUUGCCUUUGUUAACCUCAGUUACAGUGUGCAGCAGUGUGACAUCAGUCAGACAAUAAGGACUUUAUGAUACAUUAAUUGCUCAGCAAAACAAGGAUUUCUGAGAUGAUAAUCUGAUAACCAAUGUGACUGUCAACAUGACUAAUUAGAAGUGGUGACACACCACAUAAUAUGAUGUAUUUCUGAUGGAACAAUGGCUGAACUGCCUCCGCUUUCUUUCUGAAAGAAGCAUAUUGCCAGUUUUGUUUUGUUGAUAUUGCGUGUCACUCUGCCACUGUGAGUGUCUUAAAUUGAUGUUUGCCCCCAAAUUAAAAGGGGCUCAGCACAUUAGGAACUUUCGAGAGUGUGACGUGAGAGCUGUUGUUGACUUUGUCUUGUUCCUUUUUGCAUUGAAGAUAGUGUUCAAAAUGUUAAAGGCAGAACCUCAAUGAAAACAUGUAGAAACCAUCCACCAAAGGAAAGCUUUGUCAUUCUUGUCAUGCUGCGACAGGAUGCACAUUGACAGCCCAUGCCUUACAGCUGUAGGUGUCAGGAAACCCCAGAGGGAAGCAGAAAAAAACAACACAUUUAAGCUACCAAAAAUCUGAAAUUUCCUGUCAUACUAGUUUAUUAAAUAAUUUAUAUUAAAAAAAGAAUUACCUCCAUUGUUGAACUCAUCAAAGCUGGUAGACAUUAUGCAACACAUGACGAGGAACCACUAAAAAGUUUAAUUUUCAGGGAUCACAAGCCCAAAAUGUUUGUUAUUUUUCUAACAAAUCCAGCCUUCACCUUUUGACUGUUUUAUCUCUGCAUAAUAUUUAAUGCCUAUUAAAAAAAAUAAUCACCA
This is a messenger RNA of Epinephelus moara (kelp grouper), 5435 nucleotides long. It is a transcript of the gene mrs2, whose product is annotated as magnesium transporter MRS2. Gene Ontology annotation, cellular component: mitochondrial inner membrane. The transcript has 12 exons. Gene Ontology annotation, biological process: mitochondrial magnesium ion transmembrane transport. Gene Ontology annotation, molecular function: magnesium ion transmembrane transporter activity. The record is from RefSeq and is a predicted model, not a curated record. The coding region runs from base 2608 to 4020 and encodes 470 amino acids. NCBI's taxonomy places the organism in Eukaryota, Metazoa, Chordata, Actinopteri, Perciformes, Serranidae.